This is a messenger RNA of Cryptotermes secundus, 2935 nucleotides long. RefSeq names its product protein unzipped (gene uzip). NCBI's taxonomy places the organism in Eukaryota, Metazoa, Arthropoda, Insecta, Blattodea, Kalotermitidae. The coding region runs from base 262 to 1749 and encodes 495 amino acids. The transcript is spliced from 5 exons. The record is from RefSeq and is a predicted model, not a curated record.
CUGCGGUGCGUUGUGUUGGCCGGUCUCUUCAGUUUGUCCGCGGCUCCUGCUGUAGCUGCAUGGUAGUGCAAUCGAUAGGUCGUACAUCAACUGAAUACCGAUUUUUGUUUUGUUGUUGACAGUGAUCUCGACGAAUUCGGUAUAUUUGAUAACUCGGUAACAACGGCAAGUAAUAUAACUUGUGAGAGUAUAAGUGACUGACGCGUUCUGUCCCUGAAAGGCGACAAAGAGUUGCCCAAGAAUUUUACACAGAUCAGAGCGAUGGCCAUGUUGUGGGAUAUAAGACCGCAGAUCCAGGUCACGCUGUACCUCCUUCUGCUGGCCAGCACGUUAGCAGAGAAUGGUGUUCACAUUCGAUCGAAGUACAACCAGCUGGUCACCUCCAGCACCUUGCAGUGGGUGGCGGCAGAACGAGGGUCGUACCCGGAAAAUGCUGUGGUUGGAGCUCAUGAAAUCGUUGAAGUCAGUGGUGAAGUAGACAGCGCUGGAGGAGAGGGGCAGGCAGACGUGAAGAAGCGCCCCGUGGUUGUGUGCCGGGCAAAUUACAACGGUAUGUGGGUAUCUGGGGAGCUUCGACCAGAAUUGAAGUCAUGCGUCGUGGCCCCUUUGGGUGCCAAGAAGAACUAUGAGCGCUAUCAGGUGCUGCAGAAUGUGGACAACGGAGCCAGGUUGGAUUGGGUCCCGUGGAACAAAUUUGGCUUGGUCCCCACGGGAGCUGUAGCGUGCGGAAACGGCGUUGAGACGUUUGUAGCACGGCACAAAGUCAUUACCAACGAAGAGAGCAACACGGCUGAUGACACUGAUGAUUCCGGUACGGUCGGCUUCACCCACCACGUCGGAAAACUGGACUCCAAUGCCGGCCUCGGCAAAAUCAGCAUUGUAAACAAGAACGGCGACAAGGAGGAAUUCUCGGACGGGGAGGUGCUCGUGGAGACCGAGCCUGUCCGUUACGAGCUGAUGAGCCUCAAGUUCGAUCCGUGGAGGAAGAAAGUGGUGCGGAAGCCCCGAGUGCUGGCCAAAAGCGUGUUGAGUAACACAGGAGCCGCAUUCCCAAUUCGCGUGGAUUCUGCUCUGGCCUACGACAGCGAGUAUUCUCUGUACUGGGGGCAGGGCAAGGCCAUCCUGAAGGGUCUUCCUACGACAGUGAGGUCUGCUAAUGGUACGCUUAUCGGUGACGUCAAGUGGGGAAUGCCAGAGAAUGAGGAACGCAAAGACGUAUACAGGGUGGAGUACGUGCUUGAGCCGGGAACAGCCGUUAAUGUGACACUUCGCGGGAACCACACCGAGACUGAGGCGCCCUACGUCGGGAAACUUGUCGCGGUCUACGAAGAUGCGUACACGAAGGCUCGCACUAUCCAUGGCAACCGGCGAGAGGUAGCAAUGCGAGAUGUUAAACCCGAGUUUGGACCCGUCUAUUUCAUCGUGAACAACACAGUAGUACCGACUACCACAACCACAACUACCACUACCACGACGACGACAACAACAACUGAAGCACCCAACACCCUUCCUGCCCAACAGAAGAAAUCAAAAAAACCUUUGGAUGAAAACAGUGAUCACGUGGUAAAACCAGGUGACUCACAGAGUAUGAUGUCAGAUGAAAGUGGGGCACACUCACUCAAAAACAAGCAAGAGAGAGGAUUCGCUGGGUCUGGAAGCCUGAACAGAGCUGGGUCAUCCGUAACAUACACUGUCAGUGGGGUGUUACUUUUCUUCAUGUACACGGAGGUUGCCCGAAGGAUAACAUAGAUGGACAGAACUUGACAAGAAAUCCGAUCCACGACCUAGAUCAUGUGUGUUGUAUGAAUGUGAGGGGAUGAGCAUGUGACGAAUGGAACAGCUGUACCUGUGUUCACUGUACAUACACUUCAAGACAGAUAGCUUAAUAUAUUCAGACAUUCCUAUUCCUCCUCAUAUUUUCCUUCCUCUUCCCACUUGUAUAUAUAUUAUAAUUAUGUACAUAAAUGUAAUAAGAGUGAGGGAUUCAGGUUUUUUUUGUAAAACAUGAUGGAUCCAGAUGGUUACAGCUAACUAAUUGGCCUUUCUUGAUGCUACUGUUCAGCAUAUUACGUGAUACAUUCAUCUCAAUAAUGUAUAGUGCUUUAUAUUGUCACAAGAGGAGAGGGACGUUAAGAAUAAACAUUCUGUACAAGAAAUUGAAAACUGUAAUAAGAUCAGGUGCAGUAAGUAAGUAAGUUAAGAGUCUAAACAGACCAUCUUAUAUAACAUGGUUAAGUACAAUAGAGAAUUGUAUCUCAUUUACAUUCCAUACAAAGUUGAAUUUGUGUACUAUUUACUCACUCCUUAUAACCAAGCUACUAAGGAUGACAUGAACCCGCUAGCAAGUACCAAUAGUAUGAGAGAGUAUAAUGUGAAUAUUUCUAAAGCUCUUUCUAAAAACUGACAAUAUGCAGGUGUCCUAAAGACUGGUAAAGGUUCUAAUACAGCAGUUUGAAUCUUCAAGUUCUUAUAUUAAUGGCUCUUAAGAAUACGGUAAUGAACUUUUGGGUUCCAUACAGUUUUGGGAAAUUGUUCAGUAGCUGCAGAUUUGGCGGCUCCUGAAGAAGGGCUGGGCUUCGUGAGUAAGUAAAUAAUAUAUUAAUAAUGAUUGACUGAAACCAACAUAGUUUGGUAGAAGUAUAUAUAUGUGAAUCUGUUUUAAAGUAAGCUGAAAAGGAUUCUUUGGCAGGUAAAAUAAACGUAAAAAUUCUUCAUAUUGGUUGUACUAGUCUCAAAAUUAUAUUAUGAAUGGUAUUACAGCAGCAUAAUUCGACAAAUGUGAUGAUAUUACGUAUAUUUUGUAAUAAUUACGGCUAAUGGACGUUUGUGUGAUUCUCUGUACCAAAGAGAAGUGGAAACAUGGCGGUACUUCUCUUUUCUUAUGUAAAAACAAUAUACUUGAAGUUAAAUAAAUGCUGCAGGAAUUCAGUAAUUA